Molecule: messenger RNA, 1122 nt
Organism: Cordyceps militaris CM01
Lineage: Eukaryota; Fungi; Ascomycota; Sordariomycetes; Hypocreales; Cordycipitaceae
Exons: 4
Coding region: 1-1122 (373 amino acids)
Source: RefSeq, a predicted model, not a curated record
AUGUCCUCGUCGAGUUCAUCUUUUACCUCGUCUUCACUCGGCCGUCCGCCAACCUACAGUCGUUCCUACACCAGUCCCGUCGAUUCUACUUGGACGCCAACUUCGGGCAUCUCCAUUGCUUCUGCGCCGUCGUCCAUCGGAGGCUCCUUUGUGCCUCGCUCCAGUCUGCGUCCUCUCGACAUUGGCCCCCCGGGCUUCCAAGCCACCAUAACCCUCUUUCAAGACACACCAGAAGAGCGGACGGUAUAUCUCGGCCCCUGGGAAGUGGUCGGAUCCGAGCAGCGCCGGGUGCUAUGGCAAUGUAGCUAUCAGAACGAGCUCCUCGAGCAUUACUUGCCAUCCGAUGUGCCCGCGGAAGUCUUCCCGCACACACUGCAUUCGCGCCACAGGCAGUACCACGAUCCCUCCGACAUGGAGCGCUACGUCACAUUCACCGAACCGCAUCGCAUACGAUAUAUUUCUGACGAAGGUGUCUGCAUCCAUGAUCAGUACAUCACGGUGCGAUACGAAUUCACUUCUGUAGACGGCUCAUUCCUCUUCCAGGGUGACGUGCGCCGAAAGGACUUGAUAGACUUUUAUGACGUCGACGUGGUUUGGACGAAUGUACACGGCCGUACCGACAGCUAUGGAAAAGUAAAGGGCAUUGGCGCAAUUCAGCGACUCAAGAUAUGGCGUGAUAGAUACACGACCUGCCACUCGCUGUCGGUGCUUGCCAACAAGACUGGCGGUUCAUACCGAGAAUACGAUGUGCAUACCUUUGAGGGGGAGCUCCGCGGAAGGGAGGACCGAGCGAAGCAAGUGCGGCUUGUAGUUCACGGUCGUCGAGGAAGUGCGCCGGAGAGCUCUCGGCGCUCACUUGCGCAGCGGAUACGGCCACGAAGGCCAUCGACAGACACCAGCGAUCUCGAUAUCCGAUAUCUGAGUAUCCAAUUCACUCACGGCGAGGGGUAUCGGCGGUUCCUGGAAACUUGGUUGUAUGCACACAGCUCUGAUCGCGAGUUCAAUGGGGUGCCAUUUCCACCGCACCACUUUGAGCUGCCAUCACCGCAAAUUCUCCCUGAUCAAGAAAACGAUGCAUCACAUGGGCAGCUGGGAUCUGUUCCUGAGCGGCCAGACGGAUGA